Messenger RNA from Fonsecaea pedrosoi CBS 271.37, 1638 nucleotides. RefSeq lists its product as uncharacterized. The transcript has a single exon. The record is from RefSeq and is a predicted model, not a curated record. NCBI's taxonomy places the organism in Eukaryota, Fungi, Ascomycota, Eurotiomycetes, Chaetothyriales, Herpotrichiellaceae. Gene Ontology annotation, biological process: double-strand break repair via homologous recombination; protein sumoylation. Gene Ontology annotation, molecular function: zinc ion binding; SUMO ligase activity. Bases 1 to 1638 code for a protein of 545 amino acids. Gene Ontology annotation, cellular component: nucleus; Smc5-Smc6 complex.
AUGGCGCCCACCCAAUUUGAACCGCAGCCUCUCACGGCGCCCCUCAACGACCAAGCCCUCAGGUCCCUCUCCGAGCUGCAACAACAUCGAGACCGCGAAAAGAAAGCACGAGAACCCCUGAAAAAGGCGGCAGAGUACCUGACCGACAUCACGGGAGAACUCAACGACCGAGCAUACCUCCGCAGGGUUAGGCACUCCAAAGAGAAAGCUCGCCGUAGAGCUGCCAAAGGUGUCGAAGAUGGUGCAGAAGGGAACGACGACCCCGCAGAGGCCGAGGCAGAUGCAAGACACGAUGAGUUCCAACGCAAGGUCGAGGCUCUGACUAAGAGGAUGGACUUGAGCAUCCGUGGUGUCAUCGACGACAUGGCCUGGCUGACUGAGUAUCCGGCAACUCUAAAGGCAGUGGUCGAGAAAGCACAGGAGAUCACGGAGCAGCAGCGCAGUGACUUCCACGUACAAAGUCCACCGAGAAGAACCAGGCAGAGUAGGAGGGUGGUCGAUGCUGACGAGACUGGAAACGUGGAUCAGGACGACGAAGGGGAGGCGCAUGAGGCGGAGGGUGACACAGAGGCUGCAUCAUCGUCCCACCAGACAAGGAUGCUGCCGACUAUCCACCCAGCCGACUCACCACAUGUCCAUCUAUCCACAGCACUGACCCAGCAAGUGCGGACGUGGACAUCCAAGACGCUGACAGAGAGAUAUGCACACAACAACGACUAUAAGGGGUGGUACCGAGUUCUCUACGACGCCAAAAACCCUGGAGAAUCCGCACCUCCUAUGCCAGACGAAAGCCUGUGGUUCGCCGCUGAAGAGGGACGGAUGAGUUUCUCGUCCAGUCAACGUCGCCGCCACCGUCCCCUGCGAGAAGGCUCCCAAGCCGAAGCCACUAGCGUGACAGAAAAUGGCUCUAGGUCCGGGUCCGACGACGAAGUCGAGAUUGCCGCCGAAAAGACCCGGCUCAAAUGCCCCAUCACACUGCUCCCCUACGAAGACCCGGUCACAUCCAAGAACUGCAACCACAGCUACGAGCGAAACGCCAUCCUGUCGAUGCUGAGUGCCUCGAGCAGCCACGCGCUUUGGACGCCGACCCAACUGCAGGAGCUGAGCCAGCUGAGUGACAGACAGCGGAACCGGCGCGAACGCGAGAUGCGGGUCAAGCAGGUCAAGUGUCCCGAGUGCAACGUGCUGCUUGUGGAGGAAGACCUGGUGGAGAACCCGGCGCUGAAGCGCCGCGUCGCGAGACUCCUCGCCCAGGAGAGGCGGGACAACAUCGCCACGAGCGACGUAGAUGGCGAUAGUAGCGGCGACGACGACGACAACGAGAACCGCCAUCGCCAUCAUAACGACAUGGACCUUAUAGGCACCCAGCGACGCCCCGUCGGUCUCGGCUCGAGCAGUCCGGUGCCUUCACGCUCGACGACCGCGCGCAGGACCGCCGAGCCGAUCAAAGGCGAGCGCCUGUCGAGCAUGAGCGUGGUCCCGCAGACGCAGCUGGGGGAGGAUGAUGGCAGCGGCGGUGGAACGCACAAGAACAGCCAAUCCCCUGAACCUGCCCUUGUCCCGACCAGGCCGGCUCGUCGAGGCCGCGGGAGAGGGCGGAACAGGCGAAUCAUGGACGUGGACGAUGACAAUGAGUAG